Molecule: messenger RNA, 1383 nt
Organism: Oldenlandia corymbosa var. corymbosa
Lineage: Eukaryota; Viridiplantae; Streptophyta; Magnoliopsida; Gentianales; Rubiaceae
Source: the annotation of a GenBank genome assembly
AUGCCUGGUAUUGGUAAGACAACUCUGACUAGAAAAGUGUACAACAAUCUGAAUGUGGUAUGCUAUUUUCAUCGUCAUGCAUGGUGGACUGUUUCACAAACAUACUCCAAAAGGGAAUCGUUGGUUGAACUGUUAAGUCAUAUUGCUGUGCUUCCUGAUGAUAUCAGUAGACUGAGUGAUGAUGACCUCAUGGCAAAAUUACGUCGUUACUUGUUGGGAAACAAGUAUCUAAUUGUUAUGGAUAAUCUAUGGGACACUGAAGAUGUGGUUUUAGAAAUCAAACCUGACAGCAAUCCACAUCGUAUUCGUCCAUUUUCUGAUGUUGAAAGUUGGAAAUUGUUACAACACAAGAUUUUUAAAGGUGCGGAUUGUCCAGAUGAAUUGUUGGCAGUUGGGAUGGAGAUUGCUCAUCUUUGUCAGGGUUUGCCACUUGCAGUUGUUGCAAUAGCUGGUCCUCCAAAAGACAAAGAUAUUCUUGUGAGCAAGUUAAUACGCCUCUGGAUGGCGGAAGGUUUCAUACAGGAAACCGAGUCAAAGAGCUCAGAGGAGGUAGCAGAGGAUUACCUGAUGGAGCUGAUUAACAGAAGCCUAGUGAACAUCUCCCAAACAAAAUCUAAUGGAAUGGAUAAACCGUAUGCAUUUUUUCCUGAUCCAGAAUAUGAUAUGGAGCUUGAGAAUCUUUUAGCUCCUAUUAUAUAUGAAAGCUACAGAUUGAGCUUUUAUGUGAAGCGGCCGCAUUUUAUUAAUUACCGACCUUCUGGCCCUACAGCUCGAUCCUUGAUGUUCUUUGCAUCUUCUGAUUCAGAACCUAAAUGUCCAUAUGAUAUCUCCUUUAUUUGCCACAACUUCAAAUUACUUCGGGUUUUGGAUCUGGAGUCUAUCAUGGCAAUCAGCUUUCCCCUGGAAAUAGGACUAAUGGUUCAGCUGAGAUAUCUAGCUGUCAGUGAUUAUAUGCAAUCACUUCCACCAUCGAUAUCCAACUUGUGGAAACUUGAAACAUUGGUUGUGAAGGGAUCAAGAGGCAAGGUCAUCUUACCAGACACUAUUUGGAGUAUGAGAACAUUGAGGCAUCUUCAUGUGAAUAAUCAUGUCCUUUUCAACUUGCAAAAUCUUAAUGAUGGUGCAGGAAAUUUGAUAAAUUUGGUCAGCUUUUCCACCCCAGCACUGUCCUGCAGCUCCACAUUGAAGAGAUUUUCUCCUCCCACAAAACUUCAUGUUGGUGGCUUUGAGAUGCAGAGAUGGCACUUGCAGGAAGAGGAAUUUAAGGAACUCAAGUUCUUGGAAUUAGACACCAUGAACCUUGCUGAAUGGGAUGCCUCUUGUGAUGAACUUCUUCUAAGCCUAGAAAGACUAAUAUUGUGCAAUUGCAAGGAUUCCAUCUGA